Messenger RNA from Amblyraja radiata (thorny skate), 3193 nucleotides. RefSeq names its product ceramide synthase 2. The transcript has 11 exons. Gene Ontology annotation, molecular function: sphingosine N-acyltransferase activity; DNA binding; DNA-binding transcription factor activity, RNA polymerase II-specific. Bases 325 to 1500 code for a protein of 391 amino acids. Gene Ontology annotation, biological process: ceramide biosynthetic process; regulation of DNA-templated transcription. NCBI's taxonomy places the organism in Eukaryota, Metazoa, Chordata, Chondrichthyes, Rajiformes, Rajidae. The record is from RefSeq and is a predicted model, not a curated record. Gene Ontology annotation, cellular component: membrane.
GUGUGUCGGACAAGGUUCAGGUGUGUCCUGUCUAAUACAAAUUGUCAAUUGGCGAUCUCCACCUCCCGUGUGUGGGCUCGGUGAAUUGGAACCUGUGAGAGGCGUGGGCUUUUCACUAGGUGGCAGUUUCAGUUCACACCAGUCCGUAGCGAGGCAAGGGAGCUUCAUUUUGUUGUUUAACCUGUGUGUCCCACCCCCACCCCCUCCUUCGCAUGCCGAGUUAUUUUCAAACUCGCUCGCUUUUCAUUCCGGCUCGUUACCCGUUUGCAGAAAUAAAUCAUCAGCUUUAAGUGUCGACUCUGCAGCAACAGGUCGGUGAACAGGAUGGCUUCUGUCUUUUACAAGUGGCUGUGGCACCAUGAAUACUGGCUCCCGCCAGGAAUCACAUGGGAUGAUCUGGAAAGUUCUGAACAUGCCCUAUAUCCUCAACCUCGUGACCUUCUCAUUGCCAUUCCAUACGCAGUUGUGUUUGUCAUUCUCCGAUUCCUCUAUGAAAGGUGGAUUGCUGUACCUCUGAGCAAGCACAUGGGCGUAAAGGAGAAAAUAAGAAGAAAAGUGCCCCCAAAGCCUGCCCUGGAGAAGGUUUAUACAACAAAGAAUACUUGUCCGAAAGAGCAUGAUCUUCUUGCUCUUGCCAAACAGUGUGGCAUUUCAAUUCAAGAGGUGAAGGUAUGGUUUCGGAACCGAAGGAAUCAGGACAGACCCAGCAUCACGCAGAGAUUCUGUGAGGCCAGUUGGAGAUUUGCAUUUUACCUGCUUGCUUUUAUCCAUGGGCUUUGUGUGCUGCUUGAUAAACCCUGGUUCUGGAAUCAACAGGAGUGUUGGAAAGGAUAUCCUCGGCAAGUGUUGAUGCCCUCCCAGUAUUGGUACUAUAUGAUAGAAAUGGCUUUCUACUGGUCUCUGCUCUUAAGAGUCUCGUUGGAUGUAAAGAGGAAGGACUUUAAGGAGCAGAUGAUCCACCACGUUGCCACCAUCUUUCUCAUUGGCUUUUCCUACAGUGCCAAUUACAUCCGGGUGGGAACCAUAAUCAUGUUGGUCCAUGACGCAUCCGAUUAUAUAAUGGAGUGCGCAAAAAUGUUCAACUAUGCAGGAUGGCGAAGGACCUGUGACGGGCUGUUUGUGGUCUUUGCGUUGGUAUUUAUUAUAACACGACUUGUCAUCUUUCCAGUAGUGGUCAUGAACACCACAUUGUACUACUCCAUGGAGAUUUUCCAGCCUUUCUUUGGUUAUUACUUGUUCAACCUUCUCUUGGUGGUUCUGCAAGUUCUGCACAUAUUUUGGGCCUAUCUCAUCCUAAGAAUGGCAGUAAAAUUUGUGUUUGCUGGAAAGGUUGAGAAGGAUGAACGGAGUGAUGCUGAUGAAAGUGAUGGGACUGAAGAGGAUGGAAGGAUGGAAUCAAAAUCUAUGUCAUCUCCCAAUCACAAUGGUGUACUAAAUAAAAUAACAAAUGGGAUGAAAAGCAAAUCGAAUGAAAGGAACAGGUUGCCCAAAGCUAGGUAGCUGGGGGAUAUAUACAUCUAAGGACGGAUUUAGUGCUAGGUAUUACUGAAAGAAAAUCCGUUCUUUCACCAAUUAUACCAUCGACCACCUGUUCUGACACUCUCCCAUUAAGGAAACUACACUUUCUCUCAACUAUAGAAACAAUAAUUAAACACCAAAGGACUAUGGUUCUUGGUCAAAUCUCACAUCUUCAACUUCAAGUGUUUUGAUGUGGAUAUGGGUGGAUUGUUUAAUGCAUUAUUAUUGAUUUACAUAUCGCCUUCAUGUUAUUGAAGAAUUCUGGAAUGGAUUUGGGUAAUCGUCUUUGAUAUUGAAAUGCAACCUGACGUUAAACAAAAUGCAUUUGGAUCUACCUGUGGAGCUGUCUAGUUUUCUCUGCUUGCAUGUUUUGCCAUCAGUUCCCUAGGACUUGGUGAAUACAAGUUGGCGCCCAUCGUUGUUCUUAAUUGGUUCCUCGAUGCCCAAAGUGACAUGACCCAUAAGUCCAGAGGCUGUUGCAAGGAGUAUUGUGGAAGAGUAUGAAAGCAAUCCAGAUCCCAAUGCAAACUGUGAUUUCUGAGUUAGUGCUUAAUCUUUGUAAUAUUAAUAUUACAUUUUAUGUUUUUAUUUGGAGGCAGUAUUGUGUGCUUUUGUGUGGUUGUUUGGUCUACAAUGAAUUGCAAAUUCUGUUGAGUAUUGUGGGCACAAUAUCAAAAUGGAUUUGAGUCCAAUUUUGGAUUUAAUGCAUUUACUGUAUAUUUCAACAAGUUGCUAUGAAGCAGCUUAUGUAUAAGAUGGUCCAAGUACUGCAAUUUAUGUUCUUGUUGCAGUGAGCUUUUUAUUGCAACAUUUGAAUGAAAAAGGGAUGUACUUCAUCUAUAUUUAUAGAUCCACCUCUACCCUGUUCUUUCAAGGUUUGUAUGCAUUCUAUAGCAUUUCUUUUCAAAUGGUUCACCCUGGGUAGGACCAUUUGGAGCCAAGUUUAUAUUUUUAACAAGAUUUAACUCAACAAAUGGUUAUUGUUGGAAUAUAGAUUUUCAGUGCUUUUUUUUAGUUUAAGACUGAAGUGAUGUUAGAUUACUCAGAAUUGAAUAGGGGCAGCAACAAUAAUUGUUCCUGUUGGUGAAAAAAUCCAAACACACAAGACCGCCAGGUAAAUGAGAUUAACCUUGGAUUUACCUCCUAUGAUAAAGAUUUGGUCUAAUCUGAGAGUUUUAGAUGGAAAAAUACUUAAAAUGUUGACCACAUAUGUGUGUAAGCGAGUUAUGCUCAAAGCCAAUUGGCCUAAAGGAUUUGCACUGUAAAGCAUUCAAGACAUGUUAACUAUAUGACCAAUUUUAUAAUUCUUGAGUACAGUCUGAAUUCUGAAGGGUAGAAAACUUUUUUGCAGGAGCGUUUUAAUUCGCUUUUGUAACUGUAAACAUUGCAGGGUAUGCGACCACACAAAAACAGAUGAAGUCAUCCCAUUGACUUUCUUGCUUUGCGUUUAAGUUGCUAAUGCACCUUUUAGACAUACUAAGACUGAGUGACUUUGUUGUACAGAUGAUAGUCUUAGUUGCACCAUCCAAGUGUACACGUCUCUGUAAAUGCACGUCCUUGAUUAAGUGUCCAAACCGAUCACACACUGAAUGCCUGAUUCUGCUCCGUGUAAAGUUUAAUUCGGGUUUUUGUUUUGAAAUAAUGUAAGUUCUGAAUAAAUCUAUUUUAAAUUAUU